AAUAAUGAAACUCCCUGAAAAUGGUCAUGGUGACAUUGUUGAAACAUGUCAGCAUUGGAACCGGAUCAAGGUCGGUUGAGUUAAUCGUCCAAUCAUAAACUACGUCAGAGCCGUUCAGGUUGGCCCGGAUGUCCAAUAACGAAUCUUCCUGGAAUUGGUCAUCGAGACAUUAUUGAAACAUGUCAGCUUUGAAACUCGAUCAAGGUCAGUUGAUUUGAACGGACAAUCAUAAACUGCGUCAAAGCGGUUCAGGUUGGCUAAAACUGGUAUGGGGCGGUUUGUUUGAGACUAUAUAAAAGAAGACUUUCAACAACUCUACCAAAAGGGAACAAAGAUUUUGUUCAGUUAAGAAGAUGUCUACUCUUCGCACUGCCUCUUGUAUCAUUCUUUUCAUUACUGGAGCAGCUUAUCCUGCAGCAGCAUGCGGCGGAUCGCUCACAAGAACAUAUGGCACUAUCAAGAGUCCCAACUACCCGAAUCCCUACCCACAUGGAACAAACUGCUUGUGGACGAUAACUGCUCCAAACAACUACUACAUCAAGCUCACUAUUAACGACUUCCACGUCGAAUCACACUCGAACUGCAAUUACGAUGCUCUUGAGGUGUAUGGAGGUCCAGACCCGUCGGCCCCACAGUUAGCCAAGCUUUGCCACAGUCAGACAACAACAAAAGUCCUCACAACCACUGGCAAUACCUUGUCCCUCAGAUUUAGGAGUGACGCUGGCGUGACCAUGAAGGGCUUUUCAGCCGGGUACAGGGCAUUUAGUGGAGGAUGUGGCGGUACAUUCAGCACCCCUAAUGGAGCCAUUAUGUCCAAGAACUACCCACAGGCCUAUCCCCACAGCACUGAAUGUCGCUGGCUGAUCAAAGUUGACUCUGGCCAAAGGAUUACACUCACCUUCAGGGACUGUGACGUUGAAGAUCACGAUAGCUGCGCCUAUGAUUAUGUCGCUCUCUACGAUGGGACAAGCACAUUUGCCAGUCAGCUGUUGAAGCACUGUGGAAACAGAUUACCUACUCCGACUGCGUACAGGUCAUCAUCCAACUCCAUGUUCGUGCGCAUGCGCACUGACAACUCCGAAGUGUCACGGGGGUUCAAGGCAGAGUACAGUUGCGCCUGACAGCGAUGAGGAACUGUAUUGCAUAUUAGUCCAUAUCAACAUCUUCUGGACUCAUUGCGAUGAUGUCUUUUCCUUCAUAUAUCUUUUUUUAUGCUGAUAUUACUGAUGGAGCUGAUUCUGUUUUUUAUUGCCCGUGUAUUUUACACAUGUGUACUUGUAGAUAAAGUAGAUGUAGCAUCA
This is a messenger RNA of Haliotis rufescens (red abalone), 1301 nucleotides long. RefSeq names its product cubilin-like. Lineage: Eukaryota; Metazoa; Mollusca; Gastropoda; Lepetellida; Haliotidae. The coding region runs from base 354 to 1121 and encodes 255 amino acids. The transcript has 5 exons. The record is from RefSeq and is a predicted model, not a curated record.